Condylura cristata (star-nosed mole) is the source of this 750-nucleotide messenger RNA. RefSeq names its product heat shock protein family B (small), member 11 (gene IFT25). NCBI's taxonomy places the organism in Eukaryota, Metazoa, Chordata, Mammalia, Eulipotyphla, Talpidae. Gene Ontology annotation, biological process: intraciliary transport. The transcript is spliced from 6 exons. Gene Ontology annotation, cellular component: centrosome; cilium; intraciliary transport particle B. The record is from RefSeq and is a predicted model, not a curated record. Bases 198 to 629 code for a protein of 143 amino acids.
UAGCCCCGCCCAGUGAAAACAGUUGAAAGCCGAAAUUAAUGGAACCUGUCAAUUACAAAGUAACUCAGUUACGAAUUGUAUUUAAUGUGGCCUCAUUUAAACAUUUUAUAUAAUUUGGGGCGAGGCCUCCAGAAGUCUCUGAAUUAAAAUGGCCUGGACUGAGGAAAAGAUGGGAGGUGGAGGUUAAGUGCCUAAAGAUGAGAAACACAGAUCUCUGUUUGAGCUCAGAAGGAACUGAGGUGAUUUUAGCUACAUCAAGUGAUGAAAAACAUCCACCUGAAAAUAUGAUUGAUGGGAAUCCAGAAACAUUUUGGACCACCACAGGAAUGUUCCCCCAGGAGUUCAUUAUUUGUUUUCACAAACAUGUAAGGAUUGAAAGGCUUGUAAUCCAAAGUUACUUUGUGCGGACCUUGAAGAUUGAAAAGAGCACAUCUAAAGAGCCUGUAGAUUUUGAGCAAUGGAUUGAAAGAGAUCUAGUACACACAGAUGGGCAGCUUCAAAAUGAAGAAAUUUUAGUACAUGAUGGCCAUGCCACUUACUUGAGGUUCAUUAUUACAUCAGCCUUUGAUCAUUUUGCAUCUGUGCAUAGUAUUUCUGCAGAGGGGAUAACUGUCUCAGGUCUUCCUUAGUAACAAUAUCAAAAUAUUCUUGCAUGACUUUUUAACAGUGUAUUUAUUUAAACAUGAACUUGUCGCUGAUAUACUGAUAUACUUUAUUAAAGGCAUUUAUAUCAGUCUGCUUAAGUCUUUA